Mugil cephalus (flathead mullet) is the source of this 2929-nucleotide messenger RNA. RefSeq names its product fin bud initiation factor b (gene fibinb). The transcript has a single exon. The record is from RefSeq and is a predicted model, not a curated record. The coding region runs from base 406 to 1029 and encodes 207 amino acids. NCBI's taxonomy places the organism in Eukaryota, Metazoa, Chordata, Actinopteri, Mugiliformes, Mugilidae.
UUAGCCCAAAACCCGAGCGAGGCACUUGAGUCAUCCAGAUGUUGCGUUUGAGGCACACGAGGGAAGUCGGGAGAACCACUCUUCCCCUAAACUGACUCUAACUUUUCAUACACUCGCCAACAGUGAUGGGAGCUGCCGGACUGGAUUAAAAGAAGUUGUAAAACCAGACAAUUUCACGCCACUUUUUUUUCUAUCUAUCUCGACAAAGGGGACACUGAAGAAGACGCAACAAAGCUUCCAACUAACUGCGCAGUUUCUACGUUUUAACUGUGUGAGAUGUUUGUGUUCCUGCGCCAAGUCGGAAUUAAAUAGUAGCCUGAUAUAUAUUUAUCUUUUUUGCUCAAAUAACGCGUACAGCGGAAAGAAAUCCUUAUUUCGGCGUGUGAUUAAGGACAAGUGUACACCAUGGAUAUUCUUCACUUGCUCCUGUGCGCCGGGAUGUUGACGCUGCCAGCGUAUGGAGCGUUUUUCAUGGGACCUUUACACCCGGAGAUGUCUAACGGCACUUUUCAUCACUAUUUUGUGCCGGACGGAGACUACGAGGAGAACGACGACCCGGAGAAAUGCCAAAUGCUUUUCAAAAUGACCGACGAGCGAAAGUGCGGUCUCGACCAGGACCAGGACGCCGUCAUACGGGAUGAUUUCACCAUCAUCAAGCGGCAGAUCGAGGACUCCGCCAGGGUCCUGGAGGGGAUCGGGAAAAGCAUCUCGUACGACCUGGACGGAGAGGACAGCUACGGGAAAUACUUGAGGAGGGAGACGACGCAGAUAAGCGAGGCGUUCACAAACUCGGAGAAAUCUCUGCUGGAGCUGGAGGUGAAAUUCAAGCAGAGCCAGGAGAGCGAGCUGAAGGAGGAGCACCGGCUCAGUGACGACUUUCUCAACAUGAUGGUGCACACACGGGACGUCCUGAAGGACACGUUGGACAUUUCUCUGGGCCUGAAGGACAAGCACGAGCUGCUGUCCCUGAUCAUCCGCAGCCACGGCACGAGACUGAGCCGACUGAGGAACGAGUACAUGAAGUCCUGAGAGAAAAUAGUCCCUCCGCGUCUCAGUAAACUUCUAACUUAUAUGGUGGAGUGAGGCCAAGAGGCAGAGGCAGGGGUUUAAAUUCAUAUCAGGGAUAUACACACCAAACUACGGAAGCGCAUUGGAGCCACUGUUGAAAAAAAGCAUUUUUUUUUCUAGAAUGAAGCCAGAAUAUUGACUUCAUUGUCAGAAUUCCAAAAAUCUAGAAAAAUUGGUUUCAACUUUAAAAAGACAAAAAGUCAUUUUUUUUUUGUGUGGAAAAAGAGUCAUAAAGUGUUUCCACGGUGGCCCCAGUUCUCUUCUGUACCAAACUGAAAGCAUUUUCUCUUAUCAGUCGAUAUCUGAGUCUGCAGACAAGUUUGGGUUCAUGUGCUCGCUUAUGUGAUGGAUCUUUUUUUCCCUCAGAUUUCUGGGAAAAUAUCUAAGAAAAAAUACAAAAAUGAAAUCUGAGUUCUCUGAAAAUAAAUCCAGAAUAUUUACCUUCCUCACAGAAUUUUAAAUACAGGAGAAAAGUUUGACAAAGAAUAAAGUCUUUUGAGGAAAAAAGUUGUAAUUAUGCGUAUAUAUAGAUAUAUAUAAACAUGUUCUCACAGUGGCCUUAAUCUUCUUCCAUACCAAACUGAAAACGGUCUCUGAACUGUUCGUAUCUGAACAUGCAAAUAUGUUUAGUUACACUCGUCCAGGUUUUGUGGUGGAUUUGGGACUUUGUUCCUCCAGAAUUCUUUGAGAAUAAACCCAGAGUACAACUUUUAUUCUAAGAAUUCUAAAUAAAGGAAAUGUUGUUUAACCGUUUUGUUUUAAUAAGUGUACCACAUCUACAGUGUGCAGUAUGCAAAAGAUCAUCGAGGCUAUUAAAGUGAUAAAUGAUUUGACCAAAUGUUUAUACAUGUAUCCUGUCAAGCAUCACACAGUAGUUACAUCACAAUAUUACAAAAAAGGCUGAGUACUAAUUCCGAUAAUAUAUUGCAAUAAAUAAUGUAUAGCCUUAAUAUUUCUCAAACGUCAUCCGUCGGCCAAUCACUAAACCAAAAAUGUUUCUUUAUGACAUCUGGUCAUUUUUGGUUGGUUGCAUUGAACUUCACAUUUUGUCUGUUUGUAUAUGUGCGUGUAUGUGUGUGUGUCCGUGUGUGUGUAAAACAAUGGCUUUAAAUAAAAGUCGGCCAGUCAAAAAAGUCAGAACCAAAACCUUCAGCUUCCAAACCUCAAGUAAGGGUUUUCCAACAGUAAUUCAACCCUUUCUGAUGAAAAUGAAAAACAGAAACUGCACGACACAUGUGCCAAUGUCCAUGCUCUCUACUGAGUGCUGUGUAUUUGGUAUAACGUCGACACCAAUAUCUGACCAAAUAAAAUCGUUGGAAAACUCUUAAUUGAGCAGCAAAGCAGUUGGUAAUGUAGCCUGGUUGGACGCUCCGAACAUGAGCAAGCGUUAUAGCUGCUCUUUUUCAAUCCUUUCAGACGAAUGUUUCUAAGAAUAUCCAAGAAUGUUUACAACUUAUCUGUUGUAUUAUGUUUUAUUUUUAUACGGGCCAGCAGACUUUGCACAAUUCUUCACUCUUCUGGUGCUAAAGGUUGUGACAUAGUUAAAAUUGCAAGGCCUUGACUGUGCUGCUUUGCACAGGUAGUAUACUCUUGGAAAAUGUACAGUGUAUUAUUAGAAGUAAGUAAAUACUGUGAGUGUUAUCUUUAUUGUCGAACACCUUAAUCUGUAUUCAUUGUUUAUAUAAAGAGCAAUAUGCAGUAUCUAUUCUUGUUUAUCUUCAAGAUACAUGGAGAGAUGUAAUACUAUGACGGAUAAGACUGCAGGCAGCACUCGUGGACUUCUGUGUCAAACACUAAUCUGUAUAACAACAUGCGUAAUGGAUUGUGUUGUGUCCUCUUUAAUAAAGAAGUUUUGUUUGAA